This is a messenger RNA of Macrosteles quadrilineatus (aster leafhopper), 5632 nucleotides long. Its product is annotated as protein quiver-like. The coding region runs from base 374 to 793 and encodes 139 amino acids. The transcript is spliced from 5 exons. NCBI's taxonomy places the organism in Eukaryota, Metazoa, Arthropoda, Insecta, Hemiptera, Cicadellidae. Gene Ontology annotation, biological process: sleep; regulation of synaptic transmission, cholinergic; positive regulation of voltage-gated potassium channel activity. The record is from RefSeq and is a predicted model, not a curated record.
GGUUGUACAGCAUUGCAGGGUGCUCUUAUUCUAUGGUCGGGGAAGUCGGUGAUUGCUAACUUGCAGAGAUUAUUUGGGCAACCUUAUAAUAAUUAAUAGAAUUGUGUGUGAUAUAAUUUAGGCAUAUAGUUUUGAAAAGCUAUAUUUUAGACUUGUUUUGUAUUCAAAAAUACUAGAGACUGAAAUGGAUCAAUAACUUACCUGCACUAGGGUAAAUAUAAUUUUCUGUCUUUUUACCUAUAUAUUGGAUUAAAUCUAAUAUAUUGGAUUCUCUUCUAAUACUGUAAUAAAAGAAAAUGCCACUGCACAAAUAACAGAAACUGGAAAGAGGAUGAUCAAGAUGAUGUCUCUGGACUAGUAGAAAAGAAGGAGAAUGCUGUGGUACAUUCAAGUCCCAGUUGUUGUGCUCACAUCACUAGCAUGUACCGAUGCGGACUUAUGUUUUCCUACUCGCUCAAUCUACUGCUAUGAGUGUGACAGCUGGAAGGACGCAAGAUGCAAGGAUCCUUUUAACUAUACAGCGCUUCCACGGGACCAGCCGCCCCUCAUGACCUGCAAUGGUUGCUGCGUCAAGAUGGUCCGCAAUUCUAGAUCACCCUACGAGAGUGUCCGGAGAACUUGUACAUCGCAGUUACAAAUAAACCUAUUCAUGGUGGAUCAUGUUUGCAUGAUGGAAAGUACAGGAACGGGCCAUAUGUGUUUUUGUGAGGAAGACAUGUGCAAUUCCAGUUCCCCCCUCUCUCCUCUCCUAAUUCUAUUGCUGGUUUGCAUGAUUCCUCAAGUGGUUAGAUAGAGCUUGAACUAAACUGCAUGUUUCGGCUCAAAUUAUCAUGAAAAGUUCGCUUUCUCGAUUUAAAUUGUAUGUAUCCUGGAUUAUGUUUUUGAUCGUUUUAAAGUAAAUUCCGAUUACUAUAAUUUGUUGAGAGAUAUUUUGUGUAAGAAUUUCCACAUUGAAAAUCUUGACGGGUAAAUUUAUGGCUUACGUUCUAAAUUUGUUUCACAAAGAAACUCUUUUCCAACACCAAUGAAUAUAGAUACAAAUUUAAAAGUUAUUUGCAAUAAGGAAUAUUGUAUACCUAUUUUGUAAGUGUUCUCUUCAGGUAUCGCUAUUGGAUAAGUUUUUGUAAAACAAAAACCUCGAAUGUUCAGAUAGGUUUUUAUUUAAUUUUUUAAGUCGGAUUACACACAAUUGAACCCUGGUAGUGGUGAAAAGACUAGUUACCCUAAAGUUGUUGCUUGUCUUAGCAGCUGAGUGUGCCUUGUGGAUGGGAGGUUAUGGUGCAUGGUGGUUCUAGGAACUAGCUACCUAGUGCUAGUGGCAAAAUUGUAAUACAGGCUGGCUGCCUAUGUACUGUAGUGUGGAACACUUUGAAAUAAUAGUCUGAGGGAUAAGUUUAUGGCAUGCAUUGAACACCACAGGAAUAUAGUGAGACAAAAAGAAUCACUGAGGAAUGGUAAGCCCAUAAUACAAAAAUAUUAGAUCCAAGUAUUCUGUUUUUUGUACUUUUAACAAUUAUACACAUUUAGCAGAAUUUUAGUUGACCCCCAUAUUAAAUAAUUUCAAAAAAUAUUUAGGGUAAUGUAAGGAAACCCCCAGACUAUUACCUCAAAAUGUUUUUGUAAUAGUUAAUAUGUAUUUUUAUUGGCUUGUACAUGAUGUAGUAGUAGUAUCGUAGGUACAUCAGAUUUGCACUCUCUGAUUUUGUUUUAUCGAAUGACAGUUUAGUAUUUUAUUUGCUUAGCGUGAUGCAGCAACUAGUAAAUGGCAAUGUUAACAGAGUUUUGAACGGUUUGUUCAGUUACAUGUGGUUCUAGGUUUAAACCAAUUGACGUUUUUUGUUUUGAUCUGCUACACAAACCACUGGGCUAAUCAAUCAUUUAAUAAUGCUUACUUUUACUGAGUACAAAUUUCAAUCCACUUUUCUAUUUCUGCAUGAUAUCUGAAUGCUAUGCACCCAAUUUUUGUGUUUUAAUUUGCUUGCUUCUGCCUAAAUUUUUCAUAACUUUUGUCUACUUAAAAACAAUAUUUAUAGAAAUCGGUUACUAAAAACCUGGUGAAAUCUAUUCAUGAAAUAUUAUUGUAGUUAUUUAAUCAUUAGACACUUUUAUUUAGCCAGAGAUUUAUGCUAGAACAGUCUGUCUUACCAAUGAGAAUUCAUAGCUUAUCUAGUUACUUAAUUUGAAUUUCCCAUUUAGUCUGGUCCAUAAUCCAAUAUUUUCAGAGUAUGAUUGUAUUAUCAUAAUAUGUUUUUACUCCUAAUACAUACGAUAUAUAGUGUACAGUACUUGAUGUUGCAGAUUUUGGAACUCGGAAGAGUUGGAUAAUUUCUACGGCCACAGAAUGCUAUUUGGAUCUUGGUAAGCCAGUGACUAUUUCUUAAAAAAGGGUGUAGAAUAAACCCUCUUCCAAAAACCUACACAGGGAACUUGCACAUAAUUUCUAAUCUGACAAGAAAUAUUUAAACUUCAAACAAAUUGUGUCGUAAGCAGUAACGGUGCGGAGGGGCCCGCGCGCUAAGGGGGGUGCCCGUGAGCCUUGACCGGGAUUUUUCAGGAAAUUUUACCGGGACACGGGCUUGCGAUUGUGUGACAGGCUCAGCCACACGGCCCCUAUUAAAACAAAAUUUAUAUGAGAAUUACCAUACGCUAUUUUUUUGACGAAAAUUUCUUAAACCCAGUUAUAGCACUAGGGCAAGUAGUUUACAACAGCUAAACUGACACUAUUACUUGACGGAUUGAUAUAAAUUCCCUUCCAACCUAAGUAAAAAGAUUGCCAUCAGUCGUGCAGGUUGCAUCAACUGCCCUCGAGGACUGUGUGCAGUCGCUAUAAUAGGGCCGUAUUUAGAACCAAUGCGGCCCCCGGGUCACACCAGAGAGGGCAGGGCUCUCUAUGCUGAUUCAACUAAAUGAGCUUGAAAAUUUUUUUACGAUCAAAUGGGCAAAUACCUAGGUGACUAAAGGCUAGGACACUAGCUAAUAAAUAAUGCCAUUCUUCCAUUGAUGCUAAAGGAUUUUCAUUUAAUUUCAUUUCUUACUAUUAGGAGGCUGCCCUUUAGAUUUGUUUACUUCGAGUCAGCUAAAAAAUUUUACUUACCUAUGGGCCUCGGGCCAAAUCAGAAAGGUCCAAAAAAGGUUUGCUUUGGAAACUGGUGAUUUUUAUAUAAUGUAGAUUUUCAAGCCGAGUAGAGCCUGGACUAUAAGCCUGAGAGAUCAAGCAUAAAGUCAGAAAAUCAAGCUCGAGCCGAUUUUCUCACUACUCAAUACAAUAAUGCCCAAUUGAAAGUAAAAGCUUUUAUGUCCGCGAGGGUCACACUCUCGAAAUUGAAAGAUUAGGCCUACGAUUUUGCCGCGAUCGCGGAUAUUGACGACAACAUUUCCCCGCGGGUGAGGAUAUUUUCCGCGAUAGCAGAAGACGAUGAUGACGUUUCUUUUUCCACGAGAGAUAUAUCUAGGAUUUUGCCGCGAUUGUGGAAAAAAUUAUUUCCCCGUCACCACAGGUCGCGGGAGAUAUUAGGGAUUGGGCCAUACGACGAUGAUGUUGUUAUCUGAUGAUGUCAUAGGUUUGGUUGUAAUCACUGUAGACUAUGAUAAUGUUUCUUCCAUGACUACGUGAAGUAUUCACGAUUUUGCUGCAAUCAUGGAAGACGAUGAUGACGCCUCGGGAGAUGCUGUGCCAAGCAAAAGUGCAAGUUAAGGCGGUAAAACAUGCGAUAAUGUUUUUAAAGAUUAUUGGGAGAGGGGGCUUGGCGAACAUACUUGCGGGGGCCUUUGGGCUUUUAUCGCCGCCACUGGUCGUAAGGAAUAAAAAGCAGAGAUAUAUUUAGAUCAUAGCAUUCUUAUCUUAAUAGUAAUUUAAUUUUUAAAGUGUAGCUUUACAUACUUUUCCCAUUUAUAUUGAAAAACACUCAAAAUUAGAACAUUUAUUUUAUAACACUUGUGUUUUUUUUAUACAAUAAGUGUAAAGUAUGGAGAGAUAGAACAAUAAAGUUCAUCCUUUUUUUGCAGCUCCUGUUUUAGGCUGUAAAGAAAACUAGAAAGGCUAUGAAUUCUAUUGAGUAUCGUUUUAUACCCUUUCAAAACUUAAUUUAAGAUUAAACUUAAGUUUGAGAACUAGUUGCUGCAUCAUCAUAAAUUAUCAGUGACUUAAUACAAAUGUAACAAAACAAAAUCAAUAACGAUGUACUUUAGAUGCCAUGCACCUAGAGAACUGUAUACUGUACAUUGUAUAUUGUAUUGUGUAUAGUGUAUAGUGAAGGUCAUGCUUGGGACUGGAGUGAGGGCUGCUGCAACUUAUCGCUUGCCUUAUCCUACAGUUGCAUGUUUAUCCGAUGAGAAUUAAGGUAACAACCCUACUAUAAUUUUUGCAUGGGUUUUUAGACUGAUUGUUUUAGGACUGAAUCAGAUGUAUAUUGUGUUUUCAUUAACAAGAAUUACAAUUCCUUUGAUUGUUUGAUUGGAAAGUAUUUUAAUUUAUCUUUUGCAUUUCACACAAACGUAGAAAGAAUCAAAUUUGUGGAUUAGAGUGUUUUUAUAAUAGGAAAUGAAUCAAGGAAGUUUUUAUGUGCAAGAAAGUUAAAUGCCAGUCGAUUUUUAUAUGAAAACAUGUCAACACUCGACUCGUGUAACCUAGUGAAUGUUAGAUGUUAACUUUGCAGUUGCAGUGGCAGUAACAGUGAGUACGCAAUGUGCAUGCUUGUUGCUGCACCCCCUGACCUAUCCCUCCUCGCACGGCAAUUACUACAAUGUUUUACUACUUCCUCCUGGCACCACCGCCUAGCCGUCCGGUUCAUAAGACCUGGCGGGUUCUUUUUUACUUAUUUCUGGGCGGUGCCGCUCAGGAGGACUUUCACAACUGGCCCGUUUUUCGUUUCAGGAACAGAAACAGAGUUGUUUCUGUUCCUGAACGUGCUUUUAUCAUUGCAUUCACCAGAACUACACGCUUUAAGAUCACGGUUCAAAUUCAUAUUUCAUUCACUGAUUAUAUACACAUGUUGAUGUAAUUUAAAUUUAUACUUCCACUCAGCUCAUAAUCAUUAUCAUAUGGUCAUUUUGAUUUUCUUUAUUUUACUUGUUAUCUACAUGACUGUUUCAUUGUAAUAAGGAAGAGGAAAUGAAGAAGUGAGAUGUAAAGCACAAUAAAUUAAGUAAUUUUUGUAAAAGAUGGUUUUGCUGUUGUGUUUUUUAAGCAUUCAAUCGUUUCUAUUAAAUACUUUUUCUUUUCAAUAGUAGUGUUAAGAACAUUUGUAAUUAGACAUGAGUAUGUUAUAGAAUAUUAUUGUUAAAUUAGCGUUUAAAUCUAUUAAUGUUUAAAUACCUGACAAAAAGAGUUUUCUUUUGAUUUUAUACAUAUGUUGAGCUUUGGAUAGAAGUUAACUGUCUUCCUUUCAUAUACAGUCUUUUUGUGAAUGUUAAUGAGUGAUUUUGCAUUUUUUUUACUUACAGUGUAACAUUGAUUUUCCCGUUUUUGUAAUGACCACCUACCCAAAGGAGCCAUAUGGCUGAUUGUUAAUUUUGUUAUUGUUAUCAAGAUCUUCACCAGCUUUUGUUACUUCAGGUUUUAUGACUAUUCUAUACAAAUCUACCAUUUAUGUAGUUGUACUUUAUAAGAAUAAGUAAAUACAUGUAAAACUGA